AUGCCCAGAGGGGGAACCAGGUUCCCAAUACUAGGGGAGAGGCGAGAGCAGGUACUGUGGAAGUCGGCGGGGGUAUUUGCUCGCGACACCGAGUGUGGGCCGGAAGUGGAGGAGUCUAGAGUGGCUCCGCUGGACCUCCAGGCUAGACUGAGGCACUGCGACAGCCCCUUGGCUGGAAGAGGACGAUGAGGAGCAACGGAAGCGGCAAGGGGGGACGCUGCUACGCGGCGCCGGGUUGCGUGGCCGCAGUAGACUGCGCAGUUUGCGAGCAGGUCUAAUUGUGCAGCUGGCAUGGUUUCUUAACUUCCCAGUGCUUAGCAGAAAAGAAGAUAUUUUCAGGCAGGAAGGCUGAAUAUUUAGUUCUUAACGAACACGAUGAGAUACUCAUUCUUCACUUCUGGUGUAGCUGUUAGCAGUGACAGGACACUUACAGAGAGCUGCCAUGGAAAAGUCCUGGAUGCUGUGGAACUUUGUUGAAAGAUGGCUAAUAGCCUUGGCCUCGUGGUCUUGGGCUCUCUGUCGUAUUUCUCUUUUACCUUUAAUAGUGACUUUUCAUCUGUAUGGAGGCAUUAUCUUACUUUUGUUGAUAUUCAUAUCAAUAGCAGGUAUUCUAUAUAAAUUCCAGGAUGUAUUGCUUUAUUUUCCAGAACAGCCAUCUUCCUCACGCCUUUAUGUCCCCAUGCCAACUGGCAUUCCACAUGAAAAUGUUUUCAUCAGAACCAAAGAUGGAGUACGUCUAAAUCUUAUUUUGAUAAGAUACACUGGAGACAAUUCACCCUAUUCUCCAACCAUAAUUUAUUUUCAUGGGAAUGCAGGCAACAUAGGUCACAGGUUACCAAAUGCAUUGCUUAUGUUGGUUAACCUCAAAGUUAAUCUUUUGCUUGUUGAUUACCGAGGAUAUGGAAAAAGCGAAGGAGAAGCAAGUGAAGAAGGACUCUACUUAGACUCUGAAGCUGUGCUAGACUAUGUGAUGACUAGACCUGACCUUGACAAAACAAAAAUUUUUCUUUUUGGUCGUUCCUUGGGAGGAGCAGUGGCUAUUCAUUUGGCUUCUGAAAAUUCACAUAGGAUUUCAGCUAUUAUGGUGGAGAACACAUUUUUAAGCAUACCACAUAUGGCCAGCACUUUAUUUUCAUUCUUUCCAAUGCGUUACCUUCCUUUAUGGUGCUACAAAAAUAAAUUUUUGUCCUACAGAAAAAUAUCUCAGUGCAGAAUGCCUUCUCUUUUCAUUUCUGGACUCUCUGAUCAAUUAAUUCCACCAGUAAUGAUGAAGCAACUUUAUGAACUCUCCCCAUCUCGGACUAAGAGGUUAGCCAUUUUUCCUGAUGGAACUCAUAAUGAUACAUGGCAAUGCCAGGGUUACUUCACUAGCCUUGAACAGUUCAUCAAAGAAGUAAUAAAGAGUCAUUCUCCUGAAGAAAUGGCAAAAACUUCAUCUAAUGUGACAAUUAUAUAAUGUUUUUCUUUUUGAUUAAUGCACUAUAUUUUAAUUUGUGCAGAAUGAUAAAAAAUGUUCCUUUCCAGAAGUGUGUUAUGUCUGUACUUGUCUGAAGAGUGACAUUAAACUUUGAAAGGACUUCAGUGCUCUGUUAAGAUGAUCCAAGUAGUUUUUUACAUUUGAAAAACUAUAACUGUUGGGAUUAUUUCAUACAUUUUCAUCAAACCUUUCAAUGUGGUUAUGUGUCCAUAUCUUUAGUUUAAUAUGCCAGUAUAAUAUAUUCAGAAGUUUCUUGUUGCUAAAGUGAUAUACUUUAUGUGAUGCUUAAGAUUAAUGGCUGGAUGUAGAAGGCAAGAUGUAAACGAGAAACAUUUGGAUGUUAUUCCUUUAGUAAAUACUGGGACAAUCAUGGUACGCAAACUUAGUUCUGUAACUGCAUUUUUCACCUUAAAAUAAAAUGCAUGAUAUUUUAUUUCUUGAAUUAUGCAAUGCAAUGUUUUAAAUGUAAAUAGCACUGGGCAUAUACUGAUGUAUAUGGUAACCUGGGUUAUAUCUAUUUUUAUGUAAAUUAUUUUGGUUUGGGCAAGAAGUGGAAUGGAGGCCUGUGUGCAGGUUGCUAUUGAAUUUUGUUCUGGCAAAUGCUGAGAUCCGGCUUUUUCUUACAAAUAAAUGGGACCCCACUUUCCAAUAUAAAUGUACUGUGUUUUGUUAGGUACAGUCUGGAUCAUAGCAUGUUAAAAUAGAAAUUUAGAUUUUACUGCAGCUUUGUUGUGCAUAGUUGAACUUUUUAACAUUUGUAAUUUUGGUAGCAGAGAGAAAUUUAGCUUCUAUAAGUUUCAUAAGUCUACAGGUAAACCAUUAAUGGCAGUCACAGUGAAGAUUAUAAAUUAGGAAGCCUUAUUACAUACUUGUGCAUACUGUUUUACAGAAAUCCCCACAUUUAAUUUUUAAGUCCCAGUAUUUAGAUACAACUAAUCCACUAAAACCAAGAUAUCAUUUAUGGAACUUUCUGAAAAGUUGCAAAAAUAAAAGAAAAAAAAAACUAUGUUCUUUGGUUUAAUGUUGUGGUUAUAAAAUAGAACUGCAACAAAGGACAAUUUUAAGAAGUCUUACUAUUUUCUACAUGUAUGAAUGUGGGGAUAAAGGAACUCUAGAGCUUUUUAUCACAAAACCUAGUAACAUUUAACUAUUCAAUGGUUGUUAGUAGUAUUCAGACACAUAGAAAAGUAAGAAAAAUCUUACUUUAAGAAACCCUUAAAAUGGCAGGAUUUACCUAAAAAUAUAUGUGUAAACUAUGGGGCAUAAUUGUGCUAAGUUGUUUGAAGCAGUCCUGAAAAUUAUACGUAAUUGAGCUCUAUACAUUGUUAUAUCUACAUAAUAUUUCAACUGUGUUAAUUGGCUUUGUACAAGCAACUAGAACAGAGAAAUAAUGGGUCAGUAAUUCUGACCUUAAUUUAAAAGUCCAUGGAGAUAGGACUAGAAAUACUUUUGCCAAAUAACAUUCUUCUCAUUCACUUUAUGUCAGUAUUUAGGAAGCAGUAAGUUAUAGCAAAUAUAAUUUCUAAAGGAUAAUGCUUUUUCUAUAAAUUAUUGUUUUAAAAAGUCAUGCUUUAAAAAACAAAUUGGUAAUGCGUGUCACGGAAGGUGUAUUUUUAUGUAUAAUUUCACCACAAUUAAAAGCUACUUUUCAUCUUGUCAAUCAUUGCUAUGUAGAAUGACUGUCCUAAAUAGUAAUAAAAGGGAAAAAAUGUUAAUACAACAAAACAUAGUGUUAGACAUGAACUUUACAUGGUAUACCUUAGACUUGUAUCAUUCUUUAAGGAUUACAGAAUACCUUUCUGUAUUUUCAUGUUAUCAUUUACUCUAUUAUACUAUGGAGGAAUUUAUCAAAUAGUUGUAAAUAUGCUGAUGAAGUAUAAAAGCUUUUUCUUCAUCAGUGUUUUGUUAUGCAGCUUUU
Molecule: messenger RNA, 3395 nt
Organism: Phyllostomus discolor (pale spear-nosed bat)
Lineage: Eukaryota; Metazoa; Chordata; Mammalia; Chiroptera; Phyllostomidae
Gene: ABHD13
Product: abhydrolase domain containing 13
Exons: 3
Coding region: 443-1456 (337 amino acids)
Cellular component (GO): membrane
Molecular function (GO): palmitoyl-(protein) hydrolase activity
Source: RefSeq, a predicted model, not a curated record